Columba livia (rock pigeon) is the source of this 2261-nucleotide messenger RNA. It is a transcript of the gene SMIM5, whose product is annotated as small integral membrane protein 5. Lineage: Eukaryota; Metazoa; Chordata; Aves; Columbiformes; Columbidae. The record is from RefSeq and is a predicted model, not a curated record. The transcript is spliced from 4 exons. Bases 113 to 361 code for a protein of 82 amino acids.
GAGCCAGGAUGAGGGGGGAGAUGACGUGAAAGUUUAAGAAGACUGAAAGAAAAACAAGAAGAGAAGAGUUCGCGGCACGGCUGGGCAUAAAGCCUGGAGAGGUUGAACCAGAAUGUCUUCUGAAGGCUUUCUGAAGGAAAUGCAAGCCAUCGGUGAGAGGUUUCUCCUUAAGCUCCAGAGACUGCCCAAGGCUGAGCCGGUGGAGAUUGUGUCCUUUUGUGUGGUUCUUCUGUUUAUCGUUACUGUUCUGGUGCUCAUGAUCAUUGCCUGCAGUUGCUGCUGCUACAGCUGCUGUGGCUGCGAUGGACGUCCCGACCACAGACGGAGGAAGAUCCAAGUCCGCCCAGCUGCCCAUUCAUGAAGUGCAACAAGAGCUGACACAACCUACCAUCAAGGACAUACAUGGACAUUAUGAUUCAGUCCUAUGAGAAUGACCUUCUGCACUAGCUCCCUGAAAAUGGCAACAACAAUAUUAAUUAACAUGACUCAGAGGACCAGAAAUCCCAGGAUGGAAUUCCUUCUUUCUGCGACAGCCAGUGCUGAGCUCCGUGGUGCGAUCAGGAAGGUAACGCUACCUCACCAUCACUGUCUUCCCUCUUCUGGGAGGUGGGUGGGGAUGCGUGGACACACGCUGCUAAAAAACAGACACACUUUCCCAAUGGCAGCCCUGCAGCUGGGCCAGCCAAGGAUUCCCACUGUGAGCAGGAAAACCUGCUCUCUUAGAAGCCACCUGCAAGGGACACAUUCAUCUGCUGAAGACAACAAAUUGUGGACCUUCUGAUCCAGACAUGCCAGCUGAGGCUCCGAGUCGAGCUGGUAACAAAUCCUCCCUGCUGUAUUUCAUCAGUGCUACCAUGAUGUGAAAUUCCCAAAGAGAAAAAUCAGACUGUGUGCAAUACCCUUGGUAAACAGAAUGAUGAAGGCAAAAGGGAAAGACUCACCAACAUCAUGGUUUCAUUUGAUCAUUCUCCUGGUAAACAUGCUCGCUCCCUCCCCCCUGGCAUGGCAUUCGGUUCUGCCCUUCUGCAUAUUGCAGGUGAAUUUUCCUUACAGAACACAGGAGUUACAGGAGAUGAAACAAACCCCAAUCCUUACUGGCGGGACCCGUGUGCCUGACUCCCUGCACUGUGUGCAGUUUAUUUUAGUGGACAUAAACAUUGUGCCUAAGGUAUGUUCAUCGGCAUACACAGCGGCAUUGCAGAGGACUGAGUGCGGUGCGGGAACCCUUGCUGCAGGGUGUGCACGCAGCAGCUGGCAGCGGACAUUGUGACAAAGCGGAGACAAGAACACGCUGUCCGGCUGAAGUUAACAAGUGCAAAUAAAUCCCCUUUUCAUGCUGCAGCCACUGUGUACGUUUGGUUUACACUUCAGUGAACUUCAGGAAGGGAUUUAUGUAAGUGCGAGGCUGUGGCGCAGGCCGCGACUUUCAUAACUGGGACAGCCAGAGAGACCAUCAUCCUGCACCUACCACUGUACUGGGCUCUGAGCCCCUAAUGUGAAAACAACCACCUUUAUGAGAAGGUAUAAAAAGUUACAUGUGUAUAGCAGGGUGAAGGACAGCAUGUCACAAGUACAGGAGGCGUCUUCAGUUCUGGAAGACCUAAAGAAUCGGAUUAUGACAAGUGACUGGGCUCUUGGAGGGCUAGUGGUGAUUUGCAUCUUCUGCUUUGUCUUUAUCAUUCUCCUCUUAUUUGCUGGCACCUUUGGGUGCUGCUCAUCUCCAAGGCGCAGACGGAGUCGCACAUAAACAGCCAAGCUGAGAUGUAGUACUUGGAGCCCUGCAGCUAAGCAAGAAUCAGCACAGCUACAACUCCAUUGCAUUGUUCAUAGAAAGCUUUCUGAUCUUUUCUCCCUGGGGAUUAUUUCUCCUCGUGCACCUUUCCUGCAUCAAGAGCAACACACCAAUGCCAGCAAGUUGUUCUGCAAGUCCACAGCAAACUUGGUACAUAAGGCUGUCUGUAUUCAGGAGCUGUGUGACUAGCCAAACACCAAAGUCAACUCAUCUCUGCCUGAUUUUCAUCUUCCAAGAAAAACCACCGGUUAGAGGUGGCAAAGGAUCAGUCACCACCUAAAACUGAUAAAGAUGCUUCCGCUGCUGCAGUUACAUGGGUUUUUUUUCCAUCUUGCAAGUGGGCAACAGGAAACUCUGACCAGUAAAAGCUUUGUCUAAACCCACUCUCUAAAAGCAGCUUACAUCAUUGUUCUCCUGUCAUACUCAGACAAUAGCCUAAAUAUACCAUGCAAAAACUUGCUUGCCAUUA